AUGGCAGCUCGCGAUGGACCCAAGACCAUCAACCGCCAGGAAGUCACGCCCUUCCACCUCAAGCUCUUCUAUCGCACCAACAGCUUCCACCACCUAUCUGACUACAGUAUCCCGCCCCCGUCCCGCUACCGGGGCGGCCCAAUGAGUGGACCAAAUGCGAUUCGCGCCCAUUCCCCUCCGCCAGCUGCCGCGACACUCCCACCUCACCUCGAGAUCUACACAUGGCAAUCUUGUACCCUCCGAGAACUUUCACAGCUUCUUACAAGCACACUUCCUCAUUUGCUGCCCGAUCCACCUGUGGGAACGCGCCUCUGCUUCCGCUUGAUAUACCCCGAUGCCAAAAGCGCCGCGAUGAUGGGCCCCGACGCGCGCGGUCGGUACGUCAGUAGGGAGCUUGGGAGUGUGAUAGUCGCGCCACGAGAGAGCCCUUAUCGCAAUGAGGAAGAAGCAGAUGCGGCGGGAGAAUCAGUCUCUCGCCCCGGUCCGCUGCGUUUCCAGGGCUCGGAUGCCGACAAAGCUUUACAGGACGCCCGCUUUAUUGUCGGCGACUACGUGGAGUGUGCGAUCGUGCCUCCUCUGGAGGACGGGUCGAUUGCUCCUCCACCUCGUGGUGGUUCGGGGUCAGGCCCUGGUGGGGGUGGGAUGCGUGCAUUCCGGGAUAAUGGGUUUGGACGGCCUGGCCGUGGCGGUGGUCCUCGCGGUGGUGACCGUGAUGGACCUCCAAGACUGCCGCCUGGGGACUGGAAACGAGGCGAACGGCUCCCUGACGGACCGGGGCGAGGGGUGGUCGUCGGGGAUGGGCGCCGUACUAGAUCACUUUGGAAUACUAGGCAAGAAAAUGGUUGA
Messenger RNA from Penicillium chermesinum, 846 nucleotides. Its product is annotated as SAP18 family protein. NCBI's taxonomy places the organism in Eukaryota, Fungi, Ascomycota, Eurotiomycetes, Eurotiales, Aspergillaceae. Gene Ontology annotation, cellular component: nucleus. Gene Ontology annotation, molecular function: transcription factor binding; transcription corepressor activity. The coding region runs from base 1 to 846 and encodes 281 amino acids. The record is from RefSeq and is a predicted model, not a curated record. Gene Ontology annotation, biological process: negative regulation of DNA-templated transcription. The transcript has a single exon.